AUGUCCGUCUGCCAUGCCUCGGAACCCGGGAGGAUGGCAUUGCGCUCGGAGUGGGUCCGUGCGCGGGAGCAUUCGUGAAUGACCUCCCGAGCGCUGGCGCGACCUCUCUCUCUCUCUCUCUCUCUCUUUCCUCACCGAACUCCGUCGAAGAUCCCGGCGCCACAAGACCAUCAAGCUCCUCGGAUGGUUGCGUCAAGGUUCCAAGCGAGCGGUGAUGCUGAGUAAGUACACUUCCCACCCAUCCCCCACUACUCUGAUCCACCCUGUGCAGCGCAUUACGUCGCGUUCACGCGGCAUCGGUUGCUGACUCGGACCGGGCGUGCGACGUUAUCAUCUCGACCCUCCUCCCCCCUCGCAGGCCCUCAAGCGGCGGACUAUGAUAUGUCAAUCAGCUCACCAGGUCGACCACGACCUCAAUCCAUCUACCCUCAAGGUUCCUACAACCAUCGAUGCGAGUGUGACGCUCUACUUUGUGGGUUCUCUUGCUGGCCCAGCGCGCGCCAAGUUGGCAAUGGCGAAGCGGUCCAGCGCUGACCCAUAAUGUGUCUUGUCCGCCAGAACCCCGACCGAUCUCGUCAAGAGGGACUCGUUCGCAACAAUGGAUGAAUGGGAUGGGAAGAAGGGAGGGAGUGGCGGGCUUUAUGUCCCAUGGUUUCGUUUCUCUUUUUUGUGGGGUCGCAUCGAGAAGCUGUCCCCUUUGCUUUAGUUUCGGCUAGGGCAAGUUCGCGGGCCAAAUGCAAUGCGAGAGACCACCGUUGA
Molecule: messenger RNA, 759 nt
Organism: Microbotryum saponariae
Lineage: Eukaryota; Fungi; Basidiomycota; Microbotryomycetes; Microbotryales; Microbotryaceae
Source: the annotation of a GenBank genome assembly